AUGGGGGUUGGUGAAAUUGAGCUUCGGAAACGCUUGUGGUGGUGGGUCUAUGUGUUUGACAGGUUUACUUCUAUUCUUCACAGACUGCCUCCCCUGAUCAACGACGCCGACGUUGACAACGACCUACCUAUUGACUGUCUAAAUGACUUAGAGGCCACGGAGCUUUCUCAUCCCUUACCGGGGGAAAGAACCGCAGUAUUUGUGUUCCUGCAAUACGUGAGCCUUGGCAAAAAGCUCUCAAGAAUUCUCGAUCUUUUAUAUACAAUGACACAGCGGCGUGAUGGCGCAAGGAAAAUCAUGGACCUAGAGCGUGACCUCCGAGUGUGGAAUCAAAAUCUCAAAGCGGAUGGUAUUCCUUUUGACAUUGGGAUUACUGGCCUGCAGCAUUCAUCCGAUGGUGCCAACCAUUCCUAUGAGAGCACGAAUAUAUGGCUCCAACUCAUGGCGAACAUAACCAUGACUUUAAUACAUCGCCCUGGCCUUUCAUUUGACGAUACAACAUCAGAGUUUGGCAAUUGUCUCAAGGCAUGUCUCGAUUCCGGCAGUGCCAUCUUGUUCUUGGUUGAAACAUCUAACAUCCCGAAGUGGCUUCGAAAUCUGAGUCUGGUCGGACCGGCUACAAUCUUUCAAUCUGCCCUCGUUUACAUCUACUCUCAAUUCAAAUAUCACACGUUUAAGCCAGAUGGCUUCCCAGCGCUUGAUACUAGCAUGGGCAUGGUUUCGAAAGGAAUAUCUAUCUUGACAAUAGAGAGUACUCGGGCUACUCGAGCGCAGGGAGGCUUUUACUCUAAAUCUCUCAGUGAGAUUAUUAAAACCUUACAAACAUUACUUUCGUCACUGCCAGCUAUGCAAGGCUUGGUGGAGACUCCUCAUGUGAUGAAUGAUGGCGUUUCUGUCAGUAAUGCGCCCGACACUUUUGACGAGCAAAACUGGGGUGGCAAUGCAUUGGACUCUUUGAACUAUAUGACGGCUUCUGACUGGAUGGGUGAUCCAUCAGGCCCGUUCAUGGGAUUCAUGGAUUUGGGCGAGUCAUGA
Messenger RNA from Penicillium hordei, 1035 nucleotides. Its product is annotated as fungal specific transcription factor domain-containing protein. Gene Ontology annotation, biological process: DNA-templated transcription. Lineage: Eukaryota; Fungi; Ascomycota; Eurotiomycetes; Eurotiales; Aspergillaceae. The transcript is spliced from 2 exons. The record is from RefSeq and is a predicted model, not a curated record. The coding region runs from base 1 to 1035 and encodes 344 amino acids. Gene Ontology annotation, molecular function: zinc ion binding; DNA binding.